CAAAUACAACAUAUAGAUAGAAGAAAAUAAGUUUAUGUCGAUGUUACAGUGUUAACAUUACACAAACGACUAGGCAUCACUGAAUUUUGACGCUGUUUCAGCCAUUGUACUUGCGUCGAUUUCAUGUCAUUUAUUUCAUGCUUCUCUACGUGUGUAAGUAAGUGAAACUUUUUAUUUAUUACUAAGUUAUAUUACCUAUAAUCGUAUUUAUUUUUUUUUUUUUAAAUUCUGAGUGGAACGAUUAAUUUAUUGAUCUUACAAUAAUUAUUUGUUUAUGUGAACGCUUAUUCUACCUGAAAGCAUACUCAGAUCAUCAGAUAUGGCACGUUUUUUAGACAGGCGGGUUUUAACGGCUGAUGCUAUAAACAAGUAAUUUUUUUAAAUUCUCAUUGAUAUUCCAAAUAAUGAAGAAAACCUCGGUCUUUAGGUUAAAAAAGAUUGAAAAAUUAAAAACAACGUUGUCAUUGCCAACCGUUUUAUUUUAAUCUUUUUUAAACAAUCAUUGUCAUGUAAACGCACAUUGUUGUAAUAAUUUUACCAUAAUAUAAUAUAUAUAUAUAUAUAUAUGACAUAUCAUAUAUUGUAUUGUUAACAAAGCCACACUAUCGACUGAACUCUGAUCAGAAUUGGUUUUUCGUUAGCAAUGGUUUAUCGUUGCUUACAAAUUUACAUUAAAUUCCCGUCUGUAGCCUACCAAUUUCCCACCUACAAAAGUGGCUGUACCCACGUACGAAGUAUUUUCGUUCUUUUUACUACCGAAUUUGUGAAGAACAUUAUAAUAAAUAGCCUAACGCCCACCAGCACAGACGAAAAUUUUUUUUUUUUCUCUUUCUUUGUGAUAUAACACAGGGAAAUAUUUUUAAAUUGUAUAAAACAGUCACUACUUCUUGACGUAAAAAUAAUAUAGAAAAAGAAAAAAAAGGUAUUUCUUUAAUAUUUAAAAUACGCAUAUCAAAAAAUAAUUGAAAAGUAUUUCAAACAAUUAAAAAUUAUGGUAGAAAAUAUUGUACAUUAAUUUAUUUCUCCAAUGUGGCCUUACUGCAUACUAUUAAUCCAUAUUGCUCUAUGUUAAUAUUGUUUAUGUAUCGGUCAUGGUAAAAGAUAGUGUUCGUGAUUACGGUAUAAGUUUAGGCUUGUGUUAAUUAGUUUAGACUGAUUGAAGAAUAGAGAUUAUUUUCAUUAAGUUCGAACUUGUAGAGUUGUAGCUAGACAUUCUAGUACCUCUAGUUUCUACUGUCAAUGAUAUAAUCUAUGAAAAGGCCAUAAUAGUAAUAUUAUAAACAUUAUUCAUAGAGCAUUAACGCAAAUAAAUCAAACAAUUUUUUUUGUUUUCUAUAAUUUCAACUAUAUCCAUUUUUUUUUCAUAAAUGUAAUGUUAUAUUUUUAAGAAUCUAUCUAAAUAUCUAUAUUUCAAUCAUGGAUGAGUACAGUGAGCAUUUGGAUAUGCGGUCAAAUAUACUUUAUUUUCCGCAUGAAUUGGACCAAAUUGAAAAUAAUUUUGUUGCGCUACAUAACGCACUGAGAAGUGGUAACAUAGAUUAUUGUUUAAAAAGACUAAACAACAUCCUUGCUAAUCCAGAAACUAAACAAAAAAUACUUAACCAGGUAAACUUGAUUUUGGUAAUAGUAAAUUAAAUUGUAUUAAAUAUAUUUUUUUUUUUUAGAAAUAUGUUGGUUAUGACAAUCAAAUAAUGACACUUCUAAUUGAAUCGAUUUUAAGGAACCAACAAUCUUUUGCAAAGACGUUAAUAGCCUCUCAUGUAAAUGUGAAUGCCACAGGAAGGGUGCGACUUUUGGAUUCACUAAUUGAUGAAGUUACACCACUUUGGUGUGCUGCUGGUUAGUAUCUACCAUCAUUUAUAUACAAAACUUCUUCUGAGUUAAAAAAAAAAAUAAAAUAAUUAUCAAUUAAGAUACUUACUAAUGAUACAAUAAUAGAUAUAGCUUUUUAUUUUUUUAACAAUUAAUACAAACUUUUAAAUUAAAAGAAGGGAAUAAUUUUGUUAAUUUGUUCAGUAUUUUUCCCUCAAUUUUUACAUAGGCUAAUAGAUAAAAAUAAUUUGAUUUAACUUUAAUUAAAUAAUCAUUUAUAAGUACUUGUUACCUACCUAUACAAUAAUAUUAAUUUAAUUAAGAGGAUGUUUUCUGUGAUGAUAUAUUAUUAUAACGUGUUAUCUCCGGCUUACUUAUUUUGGUUCAGACUCUGUGCUCUUUGUUUUAAUAUUAGAGUGAAUUGAUCUAAUAUCAAACUUAAAGAUAAAAAUAUUUUAUCACUGGUUUUUUUUUUUUUGUCAUUUUCAUUUUUAAAAGAGUUUUAAGUGUGUGAAGUAUUACAAUUUAAAAACGCUUAUAUCUCGCUUAAAUUCAAAAAAGACUAUACGAACCAGAUAAUGUUCCCAACGUUGACAUUUAUUUUAAAUUCUGCCAUACCUAGCUAUAUUUUUAAAAUAUAUCUGGAUAUUUAUGUAGAAGUAGUUUCUUUGAAAUUAAAAAUAUUAAAAUUAUAAAUCUUCAGUCAAAUUUGUUUCAGCUAAUAAUUAGAUAUUCUAGGUAUGUAUUAACAAAAUCAGUGGUGUAUUAAUGAGAGGUGUUUUAGGUGUAGCAACACUCUUUCCCCCCCCCCCCACCCUCUUGACUGUGUUUAUUUAUUACGGAUGAAUAAUAAAAUGAUGAAAGAUAAAUUAUUUUAUAACGUGGUUAUUCAUCUAUAUGUAACCAUAUGAAUUGCAUAAUAAUGUUAAUAUUUUAUAACAAUUUUGAUGCCAAAUAUUAAUUGUUGAUAUCAAAAACUAAUAUGAUUUAUAGUUAUUUGUUAAGAGGAUGUUACACCUGCAUCAACUGUCUCAAUCCAACUACUGGGUAACAUACAAAAACAAUGCUUAGUCAUGAAUAUCAUCGAUGUUCUUGAAUUAUGAAUUAUUAAAAGUUACAGUUAUCUAAAAGACCAAAAAAUAAACGUUUUUAAAUCAAGCUGAAUAUUUUUAAUAAUACUAAAACCCUAUGUCAUUAUCUCCAAAAUAUUGUUCUCUAUGAAUUUCAUAAUAGGUACUUUUAUUCUAAAAUCAAAAUUAAGCUAGUUUUACUUAUUCUGUGUAAGCAUUGUUUGUGUAUGUUACCCGGUAGUUGGACUUAAACAGUAGAUGCGGGUAUAACAUUUUCUUAACCACAGUUAUUAAUAUAAUUAUUGACAAUUACCAUUUUUUCAUUAAAAAAAUAAAAUAGAUAUUGUUAUUUAUCUGAGUGCAUUUUCUUAAAUCUGUUCAUGAAUAAAUAGUGAUAUUUAUAUAUUGUGAUUAUGGAAAAUUAUUUUAAAUUUUUUUCUGUAAAAUGUUGACAUUAUUUUUUAUUACACUCCAUUUAGAGUGAGGUCACAUGAGCGUUUUAUUAACGGACGUCAUGACGUCCGUUGUUGUUAUUUAGUUCAUGUUUUUCACUUGUAGGUAGAAGGUGAUUUCAUUUUAAUUCAUUUUAAAUUAAAUUUUUUACACUUAAUUAAUAAAAUUGAAGUUAAUAUGGAGACCGAGCAGUUAAUAUCUGAAGUUGAAAAAUGACCAGUAUUGUGGGACACGUCUGAUGAAUCUUAUAAAGACAGAAAUAAAAAAAAUGAAGCUUGGUUUAACGUUACAUCUGCUUUAUAUGAAAAUUUUUCAAACAACACCAAAACUGAAUAAUAAUAACUGAAUAAUUUUCAAAGCAGUAUAAGCAAAAAUCGCAAACUCCUCGUCAUUUUGAUGAUAACUGACGUUGUUCCUAGCAAGUUUGAAUGGAAAAGUAACGUCCGUUAAUAAAACGCUCGUGUGACCUCACUCUUAGACAUUUCUGGCUACGCGACAAAAUUUUAACAAUUUCAAUGGAUAUUCUCUAUUUUUUAUAUUUAUUAAAUUAUUAAUUACGUUGUAGAAUUUUAUGAAAAACAAAUUAUAAUAGUUUAAUAUUAUAGUAAAUACUAAGACUAGUUAAAUUAUGUUUUCUUUAAUUGAUGCUUAUAAAAAUCAUUAAUUUUUUGUCUGUUUUUUCUUAUCAUUUUUAUGUUUGCAGCAUUCGGAUUUGUGGAUUUAGUAAAAUGUCUCAUUGCUGAAGGAGCAAUUAUUAAUAAAGCUACAAAAACUAGAUCAACUCCAUUGCGAGCGGCAUGUUAUAAAGGAUCAUUAGAAUGCGUUGAAUGUUUGGUAGAAAGUGGAGCUAAUAUACAUAAACUUAAUAAAUUUAAAAGCUCAUGUCUUAUGAUCGCUUCUUAUAAAGGUAAAUUUGUUUUUAAAUGCUUUAAAUAUUUUGGGGCUAUAUUAUUGUUUUAUAUUUGUUACAGUAAAUGUGUAAUCGGUUAGUGUUGUUAUAUUUAAAUAUUACCUAUUUUAUGCUGUCAAUUUUAAUAUUUAAGUAUUAAGUAUUUAAGUAUUAACCUAUUAUCAAACUUAAAGGUAUGAAUAUUGUUUGUGGUUUACACAUUGAUUUUUUUUUUUUUUUUUUUUUUUUUUUUUUUUUUUUUUUAAUAUUUUAGUUUUAAAGCGAGUUAGAAUGAUUUUAAGUUAUAAUAUUUUAAAUAUUCGUAACUCGCAUGAAAAUUAAAAAAUUGAAAAAAAAAACUAAUUUAUAAAUACAGACAAUGUUCUUAUCUUAAGGCCUCAUAACAAACAAAUACGCCCUAAUGUUAAAACUAACAGCACAUAAUUGGUUUUCAUAUACAUCAAAGUAUAAAUAUAACAUUUACCGUAACAUAUAUAAAAGGAAAUCUGUAAGUAUAAGCUGUACAAAGAUUGUACUUUUUAAAGUAUUAAUUUUUCCAAUUCAUGUUAAAAUAUUUUUGAUAGAAAUUUUAGAAUAAGUUAUUUUUUUAACAACUUAAAAUAUUUUAUUUGUAUUGAAGUUUGUACCUGAAUGAAUAUAGUAUUUGAUAAUAUUCUGAUUUUUGGAAUACUUAUAUUGUUAAUCAGCACUAAUAAAAUACCACGCCACCACACUAAUAAUACUCCACUACUCUUCUCUUCCUAAUCCUAAAAGUGUGGAAUAUCGCAUUAAAGAAUAGACGGAAAUCAAAUAUGUUGAUACUAAAUUCAAUUAAUCUAACACUGUCUAUUUAUGGAAUUUUUAGUAUAGAUUCUCAUUUUAAAAACCAAAGUUGGUAUCGCCACAGAAUACUUAAAUGUUGUAAAAAAUCUAUUCGAAAAUAUCAGCUUUAACUACAUUUUAAAAUUCUCCAAAAGUCGGAAUGAGAAUAUCAUUCAUUUCAAUAUCAUAUAAUACAGUACCUAUUCAUUACACAGAUAUGGAUUUUUUUUAUGAAAAAUAAUAAUAUUAUAUUAUUUUGAAUGUACAUCUGCUAUGAGGAUAUUUAAAUUAUUAUUAUUAACUUGUGUUUACAUUUUAAUAAUAAUGUAAACUUUUAUACUAAGUUAAUUUGUAAAUUUUUAACUUUGCACAUAAAUAUUUAUUCAAAUAUUUUAUUACUGUUCUUAGGUCAUGAAAAAAUUGUAAAAUAUUUGUUAAGUAAAGGUGCUGAUGUUAAUGGAAAAACCCGAUGUGGAUUGACAUCAAUGCAUUUCGCUGCACAAGCAAAUAAGAUCGAUGUUAUUAAGUUGCUCAUAGAAAAAGGAGCUGUACAAUUCAAGAAUAAACGAUGUAUAAUCAUUUUUUUUUUUAUUUAAAUAAUUAUUAUGAUGUAAAGAAAUUUAUUUUAUUUUAUUUUUUUCAAGCUUUAACUCCAAUUUUGGUCGCGGCUGAAAGAUCUCAUUAUGAUAUUGUACAUUAUCUUCUUAAGAAAAUAAAUUUGACACUGCAAGCCAAAAUCAAAGUAUAUGAAUUGCUUGGUGCAUCAUUUUUAAACGACAAAGAUAAUUAUAAUUUUGAAGAGGGAUUUUCUGCUCUAUUGACAGCAAUGAAAAUUCGGUAAGAUUUUUGAAUACAAUUAUGUUCAAAUUCAAUGAUAGUUUGUGGUAAUAUCAAUGUUUUAUUUUUAAAUAACUAAUAAAUUAUUAAAAUUCAUAUUUUACUGUAGAUGCAGACAUGAAUAUACCCGGAAAAAACCAUAUAAACAAGUUGCUGCUUAUAAUAACCAAAUAGAGUCUGAAACUGUGCAAGCUUUAAUGAAUUUAAGAGACUUUCCUGAUGCCUUACAUUAUGAAUCAUUGAUCAUAAGGUGAUAAAAAUUUUAAUUUUUUUAAGUACCCAAUGAUAACAACUUUAAUGCAAUCCUAUUUAUUAAGGAUGGGUCCUCAGCUUUUGAAUAAAGUCCACUGUUUCUAAAAUUGUAAUUUGAAUUACAAUUAAUUAUGUUAUUUUUAAUAAUAAUUUCAUUUUAACAACAAAGUAUCGACAAUAAUUGACAAUUAUUUGAAUACCGAAUUUGUUUCAAAACUUUUUGAUAGUUAUUAAUUUAAUAUAAAUAUAAUACACUGCAUGAUUAAUUUCUUUAUAGACCAUAUUAUUUUAAGAGUAUUUACACAUCAUCCUAGUUUAUCUAGACCACCAGUGAUGGUAAAACUAAUUAAUUUGUUACCUUUUGUUCAUUUUUUAUUAUGUAUUAUUAUAAUUUACUUUAUUCAAACUUCUACAUUUUAACAAUGUUUUUAUUUUUUAUUUUAUGUAACUUGAAUAUGAUAUUAACUAAAUUAGUAGUUAUGAAUAUAACUAAUAUGUUAUAUUUAAGAUGUGCAAUAAUAUUUGUACAUUAAAAGAACUAAUAAGAAUGAUAAGUGUUAUUUUAUCUUCUGAGAAAACUAAUUUUUACAUGUCUUUUUAGAGAAAGAAUUUUAGGAGAAAAUAAUCCAGAUUUAUUGCCAGCAAUAAUAUUCCGUGGUGCGUGUUAUGCGGAUUCAAAUAAUUAUGCCCCAUGUUUAAAACUUUGGUUUCAUGCGUUACAAAUAUCUAAGAUGAAUGGCCACAGUGUUUCUGAUGAUCUUCUACGUUUUACUCAAGUAAAAAUGAUUACUAAUUAAAAUAAUUUUACUGGUGUAAUGCAAUAAAAAAAAUAUUAUUUUAUAUAGUUGGUUUAAUGAAGUUUCUAUAAUUCCAUCAAAUGCUAAAGCAAUAUUUAAUGUGCAAAUAAUAUGUAUAUUUUUCAAGUUAAUGAAUAUGAUUUGAUCAUAUAGUAUUAUAUUAUAUUAUAUAAUCAUUUUAGCUCUGAGUAACAUAAUUAUUUAGUUGUAUAAUAAUUUUUCUAGAAUUUGAUCAACAGGAAAUAAUAUAGUUGCUGGUAUUCCACUAUAACCAGGAUAAACUGUUUAAUCAUUCGUUUUUAAAAAAACUUAUCAAUAAGAAUUUAGAAUUUUAUUAUUACGAGUGCAUUUUUUGAACUAAUUUAAUUAAUAGCUAUCCAAAUUUUGUUUUAUACGCAAAGGAAAUUAAAAACUAGUUGUUUUUUCAUAGUUUGAAAUUAGCAAUAUUUAUUUUAAAUCAUGCUAGUGUUUUAUUAUAUAUUGUAGGGGUCUAGUUAAUUAUAAGUGCUAUGUAUAGGUACUUUUUUACUAAAAAAAACUUAUGCACACUCAUAUGUGCCAUAGUUUAUUUAAUAAAAUAAAAUAUUUUGUUUUUGACAUGGAAUCAACAUUUUACAGUUUUCUUAUGUUAUCAUUUAUAAAACAGAAAAAUUAAAAAUAGUACUCAUCGGUAUUCUUUAAUACAGAUAUUACUAGGGAUUGCCUACUUACUAAAUAAACUUUUGAAUUAUUAAUUUUAGUAUUAAUGUAUAUUUUUACUAAAUUAUAUUUCAUUAUCAUAUGCUUUUCUGAAAUUAAUAAUAACUACUGAAUUUUUUAUUUUGUUUUGUUAUAUUUGUUUACAUUUAAUUAUAACUGCAAGAAUAAUAUUUAGUGUUUCCACAUAUUAAAUGUAUUUAUUUAUUUAGUUAUUUUGUCGAAUGAUUGAAACUGGUUUUGAUAUUGAAAUGUCAGACUUAGGACAUGUGUUGUCCGCUGCAUUAGAUGAAUUCAAAUUUAAUAAAAGAAAAUUUACUAUACUAAAAAAUAAUCAACAAGUACAGGUAUAAUAUAAAUUUAUAAAUAGUCAAUAAAUAAAUUUCAAAAUAAAUUGUAUCUAAUUAAUUAGGACAUCAUUUUUGGAAAUAUGUUGGCAACACUGGGUUUGAUUACUAUAACCAGUAUGACUCUUGAAAAGGAAUGCAAUUUGGAGCAUCCUUUUAGGAAAGACAUUAUGUGCCUUAUUGUAGAACUAAACAGAAUGAAUCUCAGAACAAAAAAAAAUCAGACAUUACUUCACUUGUGCCUAAGUCAUAUAAAUGUGGACAAUGCUUUUACUACUAAAAUUUGUUGGUAAUUAAUAUUAAUUAUUAUUUUUUAAAUAUUUUUUUGUAAAUUGGAUAGUAUUAUAUAUUCACAUAAAAAAAAUUAUAAUGGUUAAAAAAUGAUUUUGUAAAUUCUUUAAGUAAAUUAUUAAACAAAUUUAGUACCUCUCCUCCUGCUCAUAACUAAUUUGUUUUCAGAAUUGCUACACUAUCUGGAAAACCUAAAAAAAUUUAAAUUUUCAUUGAAAUUCAAGGAUCUAAGAAAAAAAUGUAUAGUACCUAGUCAAAAUGGUAGAUAUAUAUAUAACCCUAUAAUACGUGUAUUGUAUCAAAUUUUAUUAACUGAAAAAAAAUAUUCUAAAUUAAAAAUUUACAUUUUAAGUUUUAAAUUAUUUUACACCACACACAGAUUGUACGUAUACUAUGCAAUAUAAAGUAGAGCUACAAGGAGAGAUUGAGUACAAAUAAUUAAAAUUAUAUGUAACAUAAAACAAAUUUAUAUUUAUUGCUAACACAAGUAUAGAUGGUUAUAAAUAAGUAAUGAAAAAAAUUAAAAAAAAAAAAAAUAGAUUGUUUUAUAUAAUAAAUCAACAGUUCCCAGACUCUUAAAUUCUAGCUCCUUUAUAAAUUUUUGAAAAUUGCACAUAAAUUAUUAUUAUUCUAUAAAUUUAAAAAAAAAAUUACUUUUUUGUAUACUUUAAUAAUAAACUAUAUACAAUAUUCGUGAUAGUUAUUUUCUUAUUGAUAAUAGUAAUUAUAAAAUUGUUUGUGCCUCCCCGGCAAUGUGUUCACGCCCUCUAAAGGAGUAUACUCUCUCAUUUGAGAAACUGAUAUAGGUAUAAAUUAUGCAGUUUUUCAAGUAAAAUAUAUGGGAAAAUUGUGGAAUUUUGUAAUUUAACAUCUGUAGCAACUCUGGUUCUCAAUUAUGGUCUUAGUUAUAUUUAAUUUAUUUUUAUUUUGUAUCUACAAUUGAAAUAAAAUAACCAAUUUUCCUUUUAUCUUUGCAGUUUUCCCAAUUAUCUUUCAAUGAAAUUAUUAAUAUUUUGUGGAGCAGAUGUAAAUGCUUUUGAUAAUAAUCGAAAUACACCACUUCAUUACAUUGGCAAAUUCAUAUCAGAUAAGUAAGUUUUGUAUUUUUAUUUAUAAAGUUUUGUUUGAUAAAUAUGUAUUUAUUUUAAUAAUUUUAUUUAAAGUCCCAGUAUAUCUCAUAACAGUAGAAAUUCAGAUAUCAGAAAAAUGGUAAUAGCGCUAUUGAAUGCUGGUGCUCAUACAGACAUUAUUAACAAUUGUGGUGUCAAUCCUCAUAUCGGUUAUCUUAGAAGUAAUGGUUUAUAUAAAUUAUUUUUUUUUAUUUACUGUACCUACUAUGUGUUCUGUUUAUUCUUUUUUAGAUACUUUUACAUUUACAAGAGGUAUUCCUAGGAGUUUGAAAUGCUUAGCUGCCGGUGCAGUCAGGAAGAACAUUCCAGAACAAUAUUACUGUGAAGAUGUACCACAGAGUUUAUUAACUUUUAUUAAUGUACAUUGAAUUGAUUAAUAGUUAGUACUUAGUAAACUGGUUAAUACAAAUUUAGAAGUAAUUGAAUAAAAUUAAAUUUUCAUGUAGGAUUAUUUUAUUACUAUUUUAUGUUUAUUCUUAGUGUUUAUAUUUUAUAUUAUUUAGUGUUUAAAGAAAGGAAUUGUUACAGCAUGACAACAAAGUAGUACAAAAUCAAACAAAAUUACAUAACUAUACAAUUGUAUAAACAUCAUACUCAUAUCUCUAUUUUAAAUUUUAAAUGCAUUUCAAACCAAAUUUUGACUUACAAAUACUUCAGUUUAUAUAUAUAUAUAUAUAUAUUUUAAACAUCUAAACUUGUUUAUAUUGUUUGAAUCUUCUUUUUUGAAGGUACUAAUUUUAUAGGAUAAUAAUUUUAUUGUGUAAAUUGUGUUUAAGCUUAGUAAAACUAGGUACUUUAAAAAAUAUAGUAUAAAGUAGUAUGUCAGCAUUUAAAAUUAUUAUUUUAUUUAACUGCUUUAUAUAUAUAUAUAUAUAUUAUGUAUUCAAUUAUUGUUAUAAAAACGCUUAUAAAUUUAAAUAAUAAUUUUGUAAAAGUAAUUAUCUACAUAAUUUAAAAUAUAAUAUAAUUUAU
Molecule: messenger RNA, 10368 nt
Organism: Cinara cedri
Lineage: Eukaryota; Metazoa; Arthropoda; Insecta; Hemiptera; Aphididae
Source: the annotation of a GenBank genome assembly